UGUCUAUAAGAAGUUGUGUUUUCAGCUGUUGUUUUGAGACCAGAACAAACGGCUGAAACGUUUGCAUUUUUAGAGGCUCAAGAUAACAUCUGGGAACUCACCUAUUUCCAGAGCAUCAUAUAGAAAAUGAAGUGCUUCUUCCACUUCAGGGGCAAGUCCAGGAGCAGGCAUCAAAGAUCAGCACCAGAUUUGAACUCUGACUUUUCGGGGUGUAGUCGGGCCGCUAAUUCGUCGUGCUCUCUGACCUCUCCUCGGAGUUUACCUGAAUUGUAUGAAGAGAAAGCACAUAAUUUGAGAGUGUUCUCAUUUGCAGAGCUGAGACAGGCAACGCAUGACUUCAACAGGCUUCUUAAGAUUGGACAAGGAGGAUUUGGGAGUGUCUUUAAGGGCUCAAUUAAGCCUGUUGAUGGGCAGGGAGAUGUUAUUGUUGCUAUCAAGCAACUGAGCAAGGAUGGCUUACAGGGACACAAGCAGUGGCUGGCAGAAGUUCAAUUUCUUGGAAUUGUGGAGCAUCCAAAUCUGGUCAAACUCAUAGGAUACUGUGCUCUGGAUGGAGCAAGAGGAAUUCAAAGACUGCUUGUAUAUGAAUAUAUGCCAAACAGAAGCUUGGAAGAUCAUCUCUUCAAUAAGGCACUUCCACCGCUCGCUUGGAAAACGAGACUGCUGAUAGCACUCGGAGCAGCUCAGGGAUUGGCUUACCUGCAUGAAGGAUUGGAAGUUCAGAUAAUAUACAGAGACUUCAAGAGCUCAAAUGUGUUACUGGAUGAGAAUUUUCAUCCAAAGCUUUCAGAUUUUGGGCUUGCCAGGGAAGGGCCAGAAGUUGGGCAUACUCAUGUUUCGACAGCAGUAAUGGGGACUAAUGGAUAUGCAGCUCCAGACUACAUCGAGACGGGUCAUCUCACAGCAAAAAGUGAUGUGUGGAGUUUCGGUGUUGUCCUUUAUGAGAUUCUGACGGGAAGGCGAUCAUUGGAGAGACAACUUCCAAGAUCAGAGCAAAAACUUGUGGAAUGGGUUAAACAUUUCAAUCCUGACAGCAGAAAGUUCAGGUCAAUAAUAGAUCAUCGACUUGAAAACCAGUAUCCUAUCAAUGCAGCUAGAGAAGUAGCUAAACUGGCAGAUACUUGCCUGGCAAAGAAUGCAAAGGAUAGGCCUUCAAUGGCUAAGGUAGUAAACAGAUUGAUGCAGAUCAUCGAAGCUGUGGAUGACAGAGAACCUUGCGAGGGAAGUCCCGACUCCUCCGACGAAGCUGACAUGGUAAGAGAGCCAGAAAAAAUGGAGGCACCAGAGUCAUGGAGAAGGCGGAUGAGCCACCUGCAGAAACUGGGAGAGCAUGUGGAGGGUGCAAGUAGAAGAAGAUUUAUGAUAAUGCAAAGAGCAAAAGUGCCUUGAAACUUUGGUUUCACACUUUCAGGAUCAUAUUUUGGUACAUAGUCUAUGCUGUAGUCUUGAAAGCAAAGAAACGGAAUAGAAUAGAAUGUCAAUCGAGAAUUUGAAGUAGAAAUGUUGAGGCAAACAUAUGACACACAAUAGAAAUUCUGCUGCAGGAGGUGAACAGUAGCCAAUGUAAAUAGUCUAUUUUGAGUUAUUUUAUUCUAUUGAUUUAAAUGUUUCGGUUGGGGCCCAGAAAAUAAACACGAUGAGAUCUAUCAUAAAGAUAUAGAUACUGACUGGAUAGGGUGGGGCGGCUUACAUCUUCAUCCACUUGAAACUCGGGUAUGGUAAAGGCGGAAAGAUACAGGUCUCUGCAAGGAUUUCUCACAAUAUUUAAACAUCAUUAUUCUAAUUGUUAAUUAGCACUAAAUAUUAAUUAAAUAUCUACUUAGUCAAGAUGAUAGUGAGAGAUGAAUGUAUCCCACUUUUUCCUCCUCAAACUCCCUUUCUUUAAAUAAAUGUGAGUGUCAAGUUAACUUA
Molecule: messenger RNA, 1911 nt
Organism: Momordica charantia (bitter melon)
Lineage: Eukaryota; Viridiplantae; Streptophyta; Magnoliopsida; Cucurbitales; Cucurbitaceae
Product: putative serine/threonine-protein kinase PBL19
Biological process (GO): protein phosphorylation
Molecular function (GO): protein kinase activity; ATP binding
Source: RefSeq, a predicted model, not a curated record